CAUAACAUUUCUAUUAGGAUGUGCAUGGGGGAUUUAUUUCGUUUUGUGAUUUACAUGACGAUUGAGCCUGAGGGAUAAGAUUACCUAUAAAAACGACGGUGCUAGUCUGGUGAACUUUCAGUUUACUUUCAGGGAACAUUUAAAUAAGCACGUCUCGCAUUUCAGCAGGAUUUUUCCGAAGUGAUCAUUUAAUCUAUUAAGUGAAAGUUAUGGCUAAAUCUUGCAUCAUUGUUCUUGCUCUCUGCCUUCUGCAGUUUGCCUGUGGAGGUGUUGUUCGUCGUGAUGCUCCUGCUGAAACCACAAAUAGUCCCAUCACGGAAUUCUCAGUUGUAGCUCAAGAAACACUGGAUACACUCCACAAGGGUUUCUUGGAGUUCUUCCAAGUCAAAUCCAAUGAUGAAUUAGCCGAUUUAGUUCGUGUUGAAGCCAGAAAAUAUGCCACCAAAUUGCAAGAUCUUGGUGCAGAUUUAACCAAAGAAGCUCAGAAGUAUUCUGGUGACUUUGAUGAUGCUUUGAACAGUGUGAAGGCUAAGAUCAGCGAGACAGUGAGUGAUAUUGAGAGCAAGAAUCCUGAAUUGGUGGCUGACUCCAAGAAAUACCGAGAAGCCUUUGAAACCAAUCUCAAAACAAUUAUUGCGGAAACCCAGAGUUUAAGUGAAAAACUUAAGAAAGAGGGUGGAGAAAUGACCAACAAUUUCCAGAAGGUGACCCAGGAUCUCUAUCAAACCAGCGUACAAACAGCCAGUGCCCUAUCUCAACAAGUUGAAAAUGCUGUAAAGGAACACAAGGCUAAAGUGUAGAUUGUAAAUCUUUAAACAUCUGCAAUGAUAUGGUUAAAAUCAUUUUAAUAAAGCUGUUUUUUGACAGAAAA
This is a messenger RNA of Phlebotomus papatasi, 871 nucleotides long. RefSeq lists its product as uncharacterized. Gene Ontology annotation, biological process: lipid transport. The transcript has 3 exons. The record is from RefSeq and is a predicted model, not a curated record. Gene Ontology annotation, cellular component: extracellular region. Bases 210 to 800 code for a protein of 196 amino acids. Gene Ontology annotation, molecular function: lipid binding. Lineage: Eukaryota; Metazoa; Arthropoda; Insecta; Diptera; Psychodidae.